AACACCAGGCCUCUACUGUGCACAUUUUUAUGCCCCCUCACUUCCUCUUAUUCACUGUUGUGUACCAUCUUUCGUUGUGUUGUAUCACCAAAAUGUCAUUCUCAGUUUUGCUCUCCUUUCUUUCAUCUUACACCCCUCCUCUGUGUCGUAUAUAGUUUUAUUUGAGCACGUCUGUCGCCUUCUCCUUUUCAGGGGCCCCAACAUGCCCUCCGUAAUAACUGAAGCCGCUGUUAAAAAAAAAACAAAAAAAAAAAAAAACACUUUUUCCAGACAGAUCUCUUCUCGUAUAUUUACAAAGCUACUGUUAAUGGGACAGGAAUUUCAGGAAGCAGGGCCCCUCUAGUGUGCGCUCUAAUGGACUGUUCAGUGUUGUCAUUGAUUCCUGUAGAUGUUCACAUUGUUGAGCAGUUAACUACAUCUACCAUGUGAAUCUGCACUGUAUGUGUGCAGUCUGUUUAUAAAGCUGACUGUGUGAAGUAUACAGAGGCACCACGUAUGAUUUUUUUUUUUUUCCCCCCUCCUCCUUUUCCCUGAUCCUUGUCUAAUGCUGUAAGCUUGACGUUUGCACAUGUGUGCACUGCAUUCAGUCAGUGAAGCAGAAAUGGUGCAUGGAGCCAUGGCAACAAGCCUCCUAUCGCCCCUCCUCUCGGUUUCCUUAUAGUCUUGUCAAGGACACUGCCGCGGCGUUUUGUGGUCAAAUAAAUGAAGCAAGAGGUUUGCGUACGACUAAAGAAUAACACACGUCAUCUGCUUAUGCAGGGGAUCCUGUCUCUUUAAAAACAAGGGAGAGCCCUCCCCUCCCUGCUGCUACCACUGCCGCCUUCAUCAGAGCUGUUACCCAGACAGCAUGUGUUGCCAUGGUUUUUACCCCUCACUCCCCUCCCUUCCUCUUUCCUCUCUGCACUGCGCAGGGCCUGUUGCCAUGGACACUGCCCUGAGUGACAGGUGGUCCUUGCAUAGAUAUGGUGUCUCUCCCCCAACACCAGCCAGCUACCCCCCACCCCCUGAGUGCUGCUGUCACCGGGGCUACGAGUAAGCCCCUCGCCUUCACUCUCUCCCUUGUUCUUUGUCCGUCAGUGCUCUGUGUCCGACUGCCUGCUGCAGAUUUAUUCAAAGGCUGAUAACAAGCUUGAAAGGGGCUUCCACCUGCUGCUGUGCAGGUCCUGUCUGGACCAGAGGCACAGCAUAGUUGGGCUCACACUGCUCUGUAGAGAUGUCAGGAACAUGUUUGACAUAAAAGAUGGAUGCAGGCACUGUGCUGUCAACCACUAGAUUCUGAAACCUCGAGCUGAGUAUUUUUGCCAGACGUGAUGAGAGGGGUGGCUCCAACUACGAAACCAUACUCUUAUUGGCCUAAUGACUUGUGACCGACAGUUAAUUAGCCAAAAAGUGUCGUCUGGAUAAUCAUCCUUUCCUAUUCACUUCAGUAUGACCUGAAACUUGCAACUGAGCCCAUAAACUGGUUAGGAAAGUGUUUACUGAGGGCACAGAGUGCUUACUGCAACUAGAAGUCUUUAUGCACCCACAGGAAUCACCCCCUAAUGGCUAUUAAAGAAUUUAAACCCUUUUGAUUUAUUUUAACCUACCUCAGGUCAUAAUUUAUAUCAAAUCAAGUGAGCAGUAGCAUUAUUUUUGCCAAGGAUUCUUAAAUCUUUACCGCACAAAUUCUUAAAUUUAAUCUGUGAGAUAAUUGGUGUAACCAAAAUCAGAAUUGCUCUAAAUCAUGCCUUGAAAUGACCACCCAAAUAAGUGCCCAGAUGCGUUUCAAGAUGGCUGCCAAGCGGCAAGACUUCUGGAAGGACUUUGGCUACGUUCCUUAUUUUAUAUUCAGCCUCUGCUACUCGCCCGAGAAACGGCGUCACGUCUUUUCCACGUCCUCCCUCAAAUCUGCAGCAGUGUCACCAGCUGUUGGCCAAUGCAGUGUGUGCAUGCAUUUGUGUGUGUGUGUGUGUGUGUGUGUGUGUCCACGCUGACACACACAGAGCCCAGCGCACGCAUACACGCUGCUGACAGAAUACGUAGUGUUGCCAUGGUAGCAAGCAGGAGCUCUUUAGGAGUGAAGGCGUUGCCGGUGGCGUUUCGGGGGCUGCUCUCUUUCCUCUCCCUGCUGUUGAGCUCUCUCAUGUUCACUCUGCUUGUCCACUCUGCCUCUUCACAGUCUCGCACCAGAUGUUCAUCUUCUAAAUGAUAUUGUCUCUCCAUGCUUUUAUUUAUUUUACACUUGUGGCGUUCUUUUAGGCAAAACUAGAAAAUGGCUAACUGCCACCUUUAAGUUAAACUUUGUUACAAAAAUUCUCUCCUCAUUCCACCCUCUUUCAUCUGUUCUUGUGCGCAGGCAGGCAGUCACGGAUUAUUGGACUGUAUAUCUGCAGUCCUCCCACUACAUAUAUGCACACAGUGCCUGUAAUUCAGCGGCGUCAAACUUGUUUUUGUUUGCAGGCUACAUAAAAGCUUAUUGGUUUUUAAAAAAAAAAAAAAAAAAAAGCUUUUCGUUUCUUUUAGUUUACAGAAUUAGAUUCAUAUAUCUAAUAACUUAUCCAGUUAAACACCUGAAUGGAAAAACCUGAGGUGACUUAAGAUAAAUGGCAAAUCAGUUACAGAGAAGAACAUAUAAUGGAAAAUUGAAAAACCAGGUACUUUUCUGGUACUCAAUUGAACACACUUUUUCUGUUACCUUAUCUAUUACUUAUUUUGACAGGUAAUUUAUCUAUUACCUGUCUCUCUUCAACCUGUACGACAUGCCGUGGGGGAUGGUUUUGGUCAGGAAGAAGGUUUUCAAACCCUCUGUCCUGGAUGAAAUUAACAGUUCUAAUUUUCAUGACAUAACCCAUUUUUAAGAAAUAAAAACUGAAAAGUCCAAAAGGUAUUCCCUACUUACUUUCAGUUUUGUUCAAGAGUAAAUGUAUGAAUAAUACAAACCCACCAAUUAUGCGCAUACAGAAACAAACACACACACAAACAUGCUUCCUUCCUUCCCACAGAACAGGCUCGCUCACUUGUUUGCCUUGUUUGUCAUUAUCUUGAUAUUUUUUUCCCCUCCCAGACUAAUUUGUAACACCUGUGUCUCUCUUCAACCUGUUAAAAAAAAAAAAAUCCUUCUUUCCUCCUCUGAGUGAUACACACCCACAUCUCUUUAUUAUAAAGUGUAGACUUUGAUCUGGUUAAUCAUUGAUGGAAGAAAGUUUGUGAACCAACUGCACCCAGGUAUAUAUGUUCUGUCUUUCUGCAAACCUAAUCUGUGGCAGUUAAUCUGUUGUGUACGCAUACACACCCCUCUUACACUGGGCCCGCCUCCGUACUUGAAGCAUGCACUUUACGUUUUCACUUUGACAGUGAAUAGUUGAGUGGCAGUACACACAGGAAGUGCUGCACAGUGCUCUUUCGGCAUGCAAAAGGAGCAAUAGGGCUGAGAAAGGCUCCCACAGACCAGAGUCGGUGGAGGCCAGCCCUGUGGUGGUGGAAAAGUCGAGCUACCCACACCAGAUUUACAGUAGCAGUUCGCACCAUUCCCACAGUUACAUAGGCCUGCCUUAUGCUGACCACAACUAUGGGGCGCGGCCCCCACCUACACCGCCAGCCUCCCCACCCCCCUCCAUGUUGAUCCGACAAGGAGAGGGGGGGCUGUUUGUUCCAGGGGGCCAGGACGAAGCGUCCAGGGGCACCACACUCAGCACCUCAGAGGAUGGCAGCUACGGGGCUGACAUCACCCGUUGCAUCUGUGGCUUCACCCAUGACGAUGGCUACAUGAUCUGUUGUGACAAGUGCAGUGCCUGGCAGCACAUAGACUGCAUGGGCAUUGACAGACAGAACAUUCCUGAGACCUACCUGUGUGAACGCUGCCAACCUCGACACCUCGAUAGAGAGAGGGCCGUCCUGCUGCAGACCCGUAAAAGAGAGUCUUUAUCUGACGGGGACACCAGUGCUACAGAGAGUGGAGAUGAGGUUCCGCUAGAGCUCUACUCCACCUUCCAGCACACGCCUACCACCAUCACCCUCACCACUGGACGCCUUGGCAAUAAGCAAUCUGAUAAAAAGCGCAAAAAGAGUGGUGAAAAAGAGCCUCCAGCGUCCUCUGCUCGAGCUAAAAAGGCCUUUCGAGAGGGGUCCAGAAAAUCCUCUAGAGUAAAGGGUGCAGCUCCCGAACAGGAGCCAACAGAGCACCCGUCUCUGUGGGAGAACAAGAUCAAAACGUGGAUGGAGCGUUACGAGGAGGCCAGCAGUAAUCAGUACACUGAGGAUGUUCAGGUCCUGUUGCGUGUUAAAGAACAAGGCGACGGCAAGAGUCUGGCAUACAACACGCACCCAGCCUCUUUCAAACCCCCUGUAGAGGCGGUUUGUGUCUCCCAGAGUCAAGUUCAGAAGAACAAGAAGAUCCUCAAGGCGGUGCGAGACUUGGCCCCAGACUCCCUCAUCAUUGAGUACAGGGGCAAGUUCAUGCUUCGACAGCAGUUUGAGGCCAACGGAUACUUCUUCAAGAGGCCAUACCCUUUUGUGUUAUUUUAUUCAAAAUUUGAUGGACUGGAGAUGUGUGUAGACGCUCGCAGCUUUGGAAACGAAGCACGUUUCAUUCGCCGCUCUUGUACUCCCAAUUCUGAAGUGCGUCAUGUCAUUGAGGACGGCAUGUUACAUUUAUACAUCUACUCAUUGCGGCCGAUAUCCAAGGGCACAGAGAUCACAAUCGGUUUUGAUUUUGACUAUGGCAGCUGUAAAUACAAGGUGGACUGUGCCUGUGUGAAGGGGAACCAGGAGUGCCCGGUGCUCAAGCACAACCUAGAGCCCACAGAGAACCUGGGUUCUGGAGGCAGACGCAGAGGGAAUCGGAAGGACAAGGAGUUGGCACGGGACGACCAGGCCCAGAACCAGAACGUGGGUUUGGACGGCGAGGGGAAGGGCAAGAACAUAGGCGACAGCAAGCAGAGAAAACUCUCUCCUCUCCGACUCUCCAUCUCAAACAACCAGGAUCCUGAGUUAUUUGAGGAUCUAGAAGACAAAACCUCCGUUAGCAAUGAAGUAGAGAUGGAGUCAGAGGAGCAGAUUGCAGAGAGGAGGAGGAAGAUGGCCAACCCAGCGGAGCAGUCCCAUCUACCUGUCGGGGCGGCUUCGUGCUGGAGGGGACUGAAAAUCAAGGAGACACGAGAGGAGAGGAAGAUGGAGGCCAUCCUGCAAGCCUUUGCCCGAAUGGAGAAGAGAGAGAAACGACGGGAGCAGGCGCUGGAGAGAAUCGGCAGCAUAAAGUCCGAGGUUGGGGGCCGCAGUGACAUUAAGGAGGAGCCUCCAGCCACACCAGAGACGGCAGAUUCGCCAGCUGUCAUCCAGCCACUUCUGGAAGUAAAAGAGGAGCCAGGUCUAAAGCCAGCCAAAGUUAAAGGCACGAGGAACAGGAAAAGUUUCUCAAGAAACCGUACUCACAUUGGGCAACAGCGGCGACGAGCUCGCACUAUCAGCACUUGUUCUGACCUGCCUCCCAGCUCUCCAACUGAGUCUGUGGAGCCUGUGACCAAUGAAGCCCCUGAAGGAGAAACACCCACUGUGCCAGAGCCGGAGGCCAUCUCCACACAAGCACCCGACACCAGUCCUCCGCACAGCAGCUCACCUGCACCUGACAGAAACCGAACAGGGAGCAAGACUUUCAGAACAAAAAAGCACUUUGUGAAUGAGUGGGUAGGCGAGAAACAGCAGGACCGUGGUGCUGUACGAACACCAGAACCAGUCCCAGAAAGGCCACUGAGAAUAAGCAGUGACCCUGAAGUGCUGGCCACGCAGCUCAACGCCCUGCCAGGCCUGGCCUGCUCCCAGCAGGUCUACAGCACGCCCAAACACUAUGUCCGCUUUUUGUCCCCGUUCUUGGCAAACCGCAGCCCCACAUCUCCCGGGGUCCCCACCGGGAGACGGCGUUCCCGAGAACUACCCGAAAUGCCACCAACCACUGGUUCCUGCAAGAAGCGAUGGUUGAAGCAAGCUCUAGAGGAGGAAGGCUCCACCAGCCCAGGCAGACGGCCAAGUCUUCUCAUGCCCGGUGAAGGCCCCCUCAGCCCCUCCAUUAAUGGAGACUCAGACAGCCCCCUACCCUAUAAUGGCACCUGCUCGCUACCAGAGUUGCCCACUCCUUUGAAAAAGCGAAGGUUGAGUCCUUUGGACGCUUGUAUGUCUGAGAGCUCAACGCCCUACGGUUCCCCUUGUGCCACGCCCACCCGGACAGAACAGUUGGAGACGCCGCUGACACCAGCCUUAAUGGCCACCCCUCCACGUCCCCGAACAGAGGAGCCAAGCAUGGAGCCCUUGCCCAGCACCCCAACGCCAACACUUAAUGCCCCUCAGGAGAAUGAAUCUUCAGGGGAGAACUCACCAGAGGUCAACCGAAAACCCUGUGUGCAGGAGGCCGAUCGUCCUCCUUCGUUGGCGUCCUCUCCCUGCAUCAAGGUUCCUAGUUCAGAUGGACUCCCGUCAGAAGCUAAGGUGUCAGUUCCAGAGAGUCCACAGCCUCCACCUGCUGAGUCGGUGGACUGUGGAGAGGACAGGCCUGAUAGUGGGGGUGUAGAAAGCACCAGUGAGGCUCCCUUGUCUACAGAAGCAUGUGCUUCCUCUUAUUCUGGCUGGAUAAAAAGCCCAGAGAGGGGCCCGACUGGACCAGCUGGCCUGAACUUCUCUCCAGUCAAUUCAAACUUAAGGGACCUCACCCCCUCCCACACUCUGGAGCCUCUGGCAGCCCCCUUCAGGCCUGAGGCUGCAGCAGGACCCUCAGCAGGAACGGGGUCACUGGUUGGCUCCCAGCCCUCGUUUAGCGAAGGCCAAGGGCAGCUCUUUCACCCCGGCUCUGAGGAGGGAAGUUCUCUUGGCUUCUCACGCUCGCUGAAUGGGGACAGCGCUGGUGACGGAGGAGGCUCUGCACAGAACCCCCCACAGAAGAAAAAGGUUUCCCUGCUAGAAUACCGUAAGCGUCAACGCGAAGCCCGUCGCAGCGGCUCCAAGACCGAGUGCAGCUCUCCCGUUUCCACUGUGCCGCCUCUAGCUGUGGACGCCUUCUCUGUCUCUCUAGAGACCACCAGCGAGCCUCCUCUACCUCCUGCUUCCACGGCUCUCUCCAACACCACCACCGCAGCUUUAAGAGAGCCACAGACAAACGAGGAGGCAGAGUCCACCGGAGAGAAGGAGGGAGGAGAAGGACAGUGGACAUCGUCGACUUCUGUAGAGCAGGCCCGAGAGCGCAGCUACCACCGAGCUCUGCUGCUCAGCAAAGACAAAGACACAGAUGGUGAGACAGAAGGUGGAGAUACGCCUUCGAUGAGGGAGUGUGCAUCUCCGAGUGUCCAGAAGACCCCGACCCACACACCCUGUUCUCCUGGCCCUCUUGUCCAACCUUCUGGUCGGCCAUCGAAGGAGGAAGAUGGCGAUGGUCAACCUCGGACGCCAAAUCUGACCAGCCAGCCGACAAGCAAGCCAACAGGACCCAAAUCGGCCCCGCUAACACCGACGAAGCUUCACCCCACCCCGUUACCCUCCUCACCAGUCCACUACCCUGGAUCGUCCCUCCUCCACUCUCCAAAGCCUCAGGCUCAGGGUUCGCCCUAUCGCAGCCAGAGGGCGCUGUUCUCUGCCCAAACUCAGAACCAACCACAGCCCCAGACUCAGACUGGGCCCAGUGCUUUUCCGCAAUAUAAUACACAGAACACUCCACCGCCACCGCCACCACCACCGCCAGCACCGCCUGUUUCCACAGCCUAUUUUCCAAGCCAGAGCCCCUCACCUGCCGGACCUUUCCCUGGGUUUAAACCCUCUGUCACGCCGCCCUAUCCUCCAGGCUCUCAGCCCCUGAUACAGACUCUUCCCCACAGCGUGCACUAUCAGAGUUCAGCUGCUCCUCCGCCGCCACCUCCUCCGCCUCCACACCCAAUGCCUGGCCCCACCCUGCUACACGUCAACCUGCAGCCACCUCCUAUCCAGCAACAUCAGCUCAUGAUGACAACUGCACCUCCUCCACCUCCUCCCCCACAGGGUCAGACCUCCCAACAGCAGCAGCCGCCUCCUUCAGGAGGCACCCUGUUGUCACUUACCCCUCCGCCACCACCUCCUCCGCCUCCUCCAGCUCCCUCUACCAACACCCCAAUGCAGCCCCACCACUAUCAGAACUUAGGGGGGUUUCAGCCGGCACUGAUGCACCCUGGUGCUGCAGCGAACUCUUCAGUACCCCCAUCCUCCUACCCCCCACCCCUUCAGCAGACCGGACUGCCUCCACCUCCCCCACCUCCUCCCCAACAGACUCAACAAGGCCAGUCUCAGGCCGCUGCCUCCCAGAUGCCUUCUGGGACUCGUGGAGCUCCUGCAUCCUCGACCCCCUUCCACAGCUCGGGGUACCUGAGCACAGGGUGGCACUGACCCGCCCCUUCUUGCUGCCGGUGUCUGGCAGCCCCUGAGAACUCAUCGUGAGGGGGCAUGUACCAUACGCUGUAGAUACGUUUUCUAUGUACCUGUACACAUGGCCAGUGGAAAAACAGCUGAUUGUGGGAUAAAAGGGUACUUUUUAAGAAAAACAAAAAAGACAUAAAAUUUUAACAAAAAAGGACAGUGAAAUAAAUCUUCAAGACAGACUAUAAAAAUAAAGAUAGACGAUUCUCCCCGGUGCUCAUAGCCCUUUUCUCUCUGGCCUCCAUGUUUGUUUUUAUAAUAUCCUUCCUGUGAUGGAGAGGAAGGAUCUUUGUUCUGUGUCUUGUUUGGACUCCCGUUGUAAGGCACUUUGUUUAUCAAUGGACAUUCCAGCCUAUAUCCUUCCUCUUCCUUUCCCCUUUGUCAGUUAAACAUUUUACUUCCUCCUCUCACUCAUCUGUUGUCAUCUCUAUACACCAUUUAUUUGUUUUAAUCUAGUGGUUCAUUAUAGCGCAGAGAAAGCUCUUUUUGUAUAGAGAAGAAG
Messenger RNA from Haplochromis burtoni (Burton's mouthbrooder), 8905 nucleotides. It is a transcript of the gene kmt2e, whose product is annotated as lysine (K)-specific methyltransferase 2E. NCBI's taxonomy places the organism in Eukaryota, Metazoa, Chordata, Actinopteri, Cichliformes, Cichlidae. The coding region runs from base 3595 to 8373 and encodes 1592 amino acids. Gene Ontology annotation, molecular function: protein binding. The record is from RefSeq and is a predicted model, not a curated record. The transcript is spliced from 24 exons.